Molecule: messenger RNA, 1341 nt
Organism: Rosa rugosa (rugosa rose)
Lineage: Eukaryota; Viridiplantae; Streptophyta; Magnoliopsida; Rosales; Rosaceae
Product: NEP1-interacting protein-like 1
Exons: 1
Coding region: 734-1333 (199 amino acids)
Biological process (GO): protein ubiquitination
Cellular component (GO): cytoplasm
Molecular function (GO): ubiquitin protein ligase activity
Source: RefSeq, a predicted model, not a curated record
CAGUGCCAUAUCUCUCAAGCCGAACAUCUCAGCACAAUUUCCCAUAUCAGGCACUAGCAGUUGGCUGUGCUAUGGUGAUGAUGGUUAGAGACUGAAUGUGUUCCGAGUGCGGGGCUUGCACGUUUUUGAAGGCUUUGGGGAAAUGGAAAGACGUCCAUGGCUAUGGAACUAGACAUCUUAUUGACAAUCAUGAUGUUUUUGUUACAAUGCUUUAAUUAGUAUGUACUCGAAGUGUGGGCUCUCAUCAAUGCUGGGCAGAUAUAUCAGAAAUGUAGUUUCUUGGAUUUUCAAUGACCAAUGACUAUAGACUUAUAGUGAUGAUAAUUAUCUGAAUGCUGGAUUUGGAGGAAUUGUGUUUCAUUAGGAAAAGAACGGAUACUGCUUUCUUUACCUUUCUCCUACAUCAAUCAGGUAACCUUUUUCUUAUAUGAGAGAAAAUGGAAAAUGAAAACUUAGUUGCCUAAACGCUCGAGUCAUCCUUAACUUUAAAGUCACUCCUCUCCUUAACCAAACAGGCUUUGCAAAUCACAAUUCAAAACCCGAACGCAAUGGUCCUUUAACUGCAAAUGCAAAUCCAAAUCAAAAGCAAUAAUGCAACACAAGUCCGAAUCUAAUAACCCAAAUGUACAGUAAAUAUAAGUACUAGGCAGUGGCAGCUCCAAAAGUCCCCAUAAGCCUUUCCUCUGAUUACAAAGUGUGUCCUUACAGUUUUUCUCUGCUUCCUUUUUUUAAGAUGCCAAGUGAUUGUGAAGUAUGGCAACCAGAAAAUCCAGAAAUCGACCAAUUAUACGACACUUCUUCUGCAGAACCCGAGUUCUUGAUUGAGCUUUAUGCUUCCAUUGGUGAAAGUGUGCACUAUGAAAAGUUCAAUGCGCGGUGCCACCUUUUGACAGAUAGUAGGACAUCCUGGUCUGUAAUAUCCAUCAUGCUUUCUCAGGUGGGGGUUCCCUAUCAUGUUCAGCCAUUAAUGAUCCAAAAGAUUUCGACUGAUGCUCACCAGAUAGCCAAUGAUCCUGGUAACAUGUACCUCAACACUAUUCCGAUGGUAGUGUCUCUUAGAGUACCUCAAGACGGAUUGCCUGAAUUUCCCGUCCAUGAGAUAAGGUUUGUGCCCACCAGUAAGUCAGCAAUAGAAGAGAUGCUUGAGUCGAGGGUGAAAAUUGAAGGUUGCGAAGAGCAAUGCAUGGUAUGUUUGGAUGAAAUUCUGAUAGGGGGUGAAGCCACAUGCAUGCCUUGCUCGCAUGUGUUUCACGAAAGUUGUAUAGUGAAUUGGCUGCAGAAGAGCAAUCUUUGCCCAUUGUGUCGAUUUGAGAUGCCUGCCGAAUACGCAUGACAUCUCUG